Messenger RNA from Manduca sexta (tobacco hornworm), 2801 nucleotides. RefSeq names its product bumetanide-sensitive sodium-(potassium)-chloride cotransporter-like. Gene Ontology annotation, cellular component: membrane. Gene Ontology annotation, biological process: potassium ion homeostasis; sodium ion homeostasis; chloride transmembrane transport. Lineage: Eukaryota; Metazoa; Arthropoda; Insecta; Lepidoptera; Sphingidae. The record is from RefSeq and is a predicted model, not a curated record. Gene Ontology annotation, molecular function: sodium:potassium:chloride symporter activity.
UUUGUUUACGCUUCUAUGUUAAAGAUUUCUUUCCAGGGUGUACUUAUACCAUGCCUCUUAAACAUCUGGGGUGUAAUGCUGUUUCUGCGCAUCGCGUGGGUGGUGGCGCAGGCUGGUAUCGGCUUGUCUCUUGUCAUCAUAACCCUUUCAGGAGUGGUGUUCCUCAUCACUACACUGUCCUUGAGUGCUAUUUGUACUAACGGACAAUUACAAGGAGGCGGUGUUUAUUACCUAGUUUCAAGAUCUUUAGGAGCUGAACUGGGUGCGUCAGUUGGCAUAAUAUUUGCAUUCGCCAAUGCUGUGGCAGCGAGCAUGAACACAAUAGGUUUCUGCGUCCUUAACGAACUGCUCAAGUCGCACGGUGUCAAAAUUAUUGAUAACAAUGUCAAUGAUAUUAGAAUUGUGGGAGCCAUCGCCCUGUUCGUAAUGUGUAUUAUUUGCGCCGUGGGUAUGGACUGGGAAACAAAGGCACAAAAUUUUCUCAUAACAGUAAUAGUAUUAGCUAUAUUUAAUUAUAUCAUAGGAGCAUUUCUGGGCCCUUUAGAUGAUGAGACCAAAGCUGAAGGAUUCUUUGGUAUAAGCUUAGAAAUGGGGACAGCGAACUGGGCUCCAGAUUUUCGAUACAGUGAAGGGCAAAAGCAUAACUUUUUCAGUGUUUUCGCUGUUUAUUUUCCCGCCGUGACCGGAGUGCAAGCGGGAGCAAACAUUUGUGGUGAUCUCAAGGAUCCGGCGACAGCUAUUCCGAAAGGCACACUAUUAUCUUUGGUUAUAUCGAUAACCAGUUACUACGCCAUGGCCGUGCUUUCUGGUAUGGGUGCCCUGCGUGACGCUAGCGGUGACACGUCCAAUCUAACCGCAGCCGCCCUCGAAGCGUGCAAACCUAACUGCGAGUAUGGGCUUCAUAAUAACUAUCAGAUAAUGCAAUUAAUGGCGCUAUGGGGUCCUCUCAUCUACGCGGGUUGCUGGGCGGCCACGCUGUCCACCGCCCUGACCAACUUGUUGUCAGUGCCUCGGUUGAUACAAGCACUUGGGAUAGACCGGAUAUACCCUGGCCUUAUCUUCUUCUCCAAGCGUUACGGACGACACGGCGAGCCGUAUAGAGGAUACGUUCUUACGUUUUGCGUUUCCCUGUUGUUCUUGCUUAUUGCUGACUUGAAUACAAUAGCGCCUUUGAUUACCAACUUUUACUUGGCGUCUUAUGCGCUCAUUAAUUUCUGUACGUUUCACGCUGCAUUUGUCCAGCAUCUUAAUUGGCGACCUACAUUUCGGUUCUACAACAAAUGGUUAUCAUUCGCCGGCUUUAUAAUAUGCGCUAUGAUAAUGUUAAUCAUAAGUUGGAUUAUGGCUUUAACAACUAUCUUUAUAUUUAUGACCCUAUAUCUACUAGUCCUUUAUAGAAACCCAGAAAAUAUACCAUGUUUGUUGUUUUUACACACGGGGUACAGCAAGACGUACAAUCCUCAGCUAUUAGUUUUAGCCGGAAAACCUUUUUUGAGACCGGCUCUCUUGGAUAUUGCCAAUCUGAUAACAAAAAUUGGUUCAUUCAUGGUUGUUGCUGACAUAGAUCAGAGUACUUUAAUGUACGAAGAACGCGUAGUUCGAACACGUAUUGCCGAAAAUUGGCUUCGUUCACGCAAAUAUCGUGCUUUCUACGUUCUAGUGCACGGUUAUAGUUUCGAACGAGGCGCCAUAGCGACCAUUCAAGCCGCCGGGCUGGGGAGACUCUCGCCUAACAUUCUUCUCCUUGGUUUUAAGGAGAAAUGGAGAAUUUCAAGUCAAAAAGAUAUUAACGCCUAUUUCAAAAUUAUUCAACAUGCGUUUCUACAACAAAUUGCCGUUGCUAUAUUUCGCACGCCCGGCACGGCACGCAAAAAAAGCAGAAUUCCAACUCCAUCGUUUGCCACCGACACUGAUCAAGACGAGUCAAACAUGCAUUCAGAAGUUUUAACACUCAUGAAUUGUAACUCGGAUACUGAGGAGGACGACACGAGCCGAAGUGAAUGGACGGACAGCCAGGCUAAAGAUAUAACGAUAUCCUCGCUGUCGGCUGCGUCAGAUUUGAUAAGUGUAAACAGUUCUGUACAAGAGCCAAAAGUUACAUCCCCGAAUACCGUGUACCACAAACCAUUAACAUUUAGUCAAGAAAAUUCCAUAGAUGUGUGGUGGCUUUACGAUGACGGUGGCCUGAAUAUACUUCUGCCGUACAUUAUAGCACGGCGCGGUCGCAAGGAGAAGAUGCCGAUGCGAAUAUUUGCAUUUACUAAAGGACAACUAAAUGUACACGAAGCGAAAAAACAUAUGGAAGAGUUGCUUGCCAAAUUCCGUAUAGAAUAUUCUCGACUCACGCUAGUGCAGGGGAGUAGCGACCCGCCGAGUGAAGAUAGUUGGGCGUUAUGGAAUAGUAUAAUAAAAGAUUUUAAAACAACAGAAAACAGUGAAGUUCUUAUAUCGGAAGCUGAGCACGAAAGACAACUCAAGAAGAUCACCAGGUAUCUGCGUUUACGGGAGUUAUUGCUGCAAUAUUCAUACAAAGCGGACCUCAUCGUCAUCUCUCUACCCUUCCCAAGGAAGGACGCGGUGUCUGCGGCGCUGUACAUGGCGUGGCUGGAGGUGGUGAGCCAGAACCUGCCGCCCAUGCUGUUCGUCCGCGGCAACAACACCUACAUCAUGGCGGCGUAGCUUGCUAGCGAUGUCAAAUAAUACUAAUAGGUUUGCAAUCAUUUUUGUAUUACCUCAAGUAUUUUAUAAUUGUACCAAAUAUAAAUAAGGUUUCAAUAAAACGAUCACAUAAUAUAUUACAA